UGGGAAGGCGGCUACGAAAGAACAUGGGAAAUCCUUAAAGAAGAUGAAUCCGGAUCGCUGAAAGCGACCAUCGAGGACAUCCUCUUCAAGGCCAAGAGGAAAAGAGUCCGUGAACAUCAUGGACAAGUUCGACUUGGAAUGAUGCGUCACCUUUACGUGGUUGUUGAUGGAUCAAGAACUAUGGAGGACCAAGAUUUAAAACCGAACAGACUUGCCUGCACUUUGAAGCUACUGGAAUACUUUGUUGAAGAGUACUUUGAUGAAAAUCCUAUUAGUCAGAUUGGCUUAAUUGUAACGAAGAGUAAAAGAGCUGAGAAAAUGACAGACCUUUCAGGUAACCCAAAAAAGCACAUAGCUGCCCUGAAGAAAGCAGUGGAUAUGAACUGCAGUGGAGAGCCAUCUCUCUAUAAUUCCCUAAAUUUGGCCAUGCAGACUCUAAAGUUA
This is a messenger RNA of Eurypyga helias (sunbittern), 444 nucleotides long. Its product is annotated as general transcription factor IIH subunit 2-like. The annotation marks the transcript as partial. The transcript is spliced from 7 exons. Lineage: Eukaryota; Metazoa; Chordata; Aves; Eurypygiformes; Eurypygidae. Gene Ontology annotation, cellular component: transcription factor TFIIH holo complex. The record is from RefSeq and is a predicted model, not a curated record. Gene Ontology annotation, biological process: nucleotide-excision repair; regulation of transcription by RNA polymerase II.